Molecule: messenger RNA, 859 nt
Organism: Aspergillus pseudonomiae
Lineage: Eukaryota; Fungi; Ascomycota; Eurotiomycetes; Eurotiales; Aspergillaceae
Exons: 3
Coding region: 28-699 (223 amino acids)
Source: RefSeq, a predicted model, not a curated record
CUUCAACCCUUUCCUUGACUGAACAACAUGAAGGCUGCUAUCUUCUCGACUCUGUUACCCCUUGUUCUGGCUCUUCCAGCCCCCCAGACACAGUCAACCGAGGGAAAGUUGCCUUGGAAGAAAGGCAGCGUAUGCCUGGCACUCACGGAAGACUGCAUGGGGACGAUUGGAUGGUGUAACGCCGAGGCGCAACGCCUGAAGGAGUUCGGCGCUCGUGAGAAGUGCCUUGCCCAAAGAGAGCGCCGUCCUGCCGACGCACCUAAACUUCCCUGGAUGAAAGGUACCGGUUAUGACUGUGCCUAUGCUCUCACUCCCGAGGAGAGAUGUUAUGGCACUGCACUUUUCUGCCGUGAGGGACUUUACCCCCAGGGUCAAUAUAGGGACGAGCAGGAAUGCUUGUCUGACAGAGAGGAUGCUCCGAAAGAUGCCAAGAAGCAGCAGAGCCUCCCAGAGGCCGAACUGAAGGCGAAGAAGCCAUUCCUUCAGCCCGCGCCCGACAGCGACACUUCGUGCAUGACCUUCGACCGCGGCAGUGAGCGCUGUGUUGGAACCAAGUACUACUGUACCAAUGACAUCAUGAAGUUCCCCUACACCGACGAGGAUGGCAGUGUCUACAAUAAUGCCGCUGAGUGUCUGGAUGCCCGGGAGUCUGAGCCUCAAUCUGCCGAUCCCGAUCGCAUUGUGUUCCCUGAUAACUAGGGUCGGAUAUUGAAGUAGUCCCCAACUGGGUGCGGUCCAUGGCUUGACCACCCACGUUACCAUUCAAGGGAUGCGGACUAAAGAGGGAACCAUGAGAGUGUUGUGAACGUUCCCAGUUGCCUGUACUUAUGUGUAUUAACCUCCUGGCAUUAGAUUCAAC